CAUCUGUGCCUAACUCAUAAGUCGUUGUGGUCCCAUCAGGUGGGUACGCGACGCUACAUGGCACCUGAGGUGUUGGAAGGAGCCAUCAACUUCCAGCGAGACUCCUUCCUGAGGAUCGACAUGUACGCCAUGGGUCUGGUGCUUUGGGAACUGGUGUCCCGUUGCAACGAAACGGAUGGUACGGUGGGUGAAUACCUUCUGCCGUUUGAGGACGAAAUAGGGCAGCAUCCAAGCCUGGAGGAUCUGCAGGAUGUGGUUGUGCACAAGAAAAUGCGGCCAGUCAUCAAAGACUGUUGGCUCAAACAUCCGGGUCUGAGCCAACUGAGCGAGACCAUCGAGGAAUGUUGGGACCACGACGCCGAGGCCCGCCUGUCGGCCGGCUGCGUGGAGGAGCGCAUCGGCCAGAUCGCCAGGACCACCGGCAGCACUACCUCAGACGGUCCCGUCUCCAUCGUCACGUCGCUCACCAACGAGGACCUACCUCCCAAAGAGUCCAGUACCUGAACACGGGCAGUGCUCCUGACUUUUUUUUUUUUUUAAUUUGAUUUUUCAAACACAAACUCAGUGGAUCUCGGUGAAUAUUUAAUAACAUGCAGCUGCUAUUUUAUCCCCAUACUGGUAUUUUUUUUCCUGGGGCAUCGGAUCUUAUUAACACAUUCAUCUGCUGUAGUUUGGAUGUAGUAUAUAAGCUAUGCGACAGGCAACACUAAAAGUCGUUAUUACCUCAUGUAUUUUUUUUUCUUUUUGUUAAUUACCUCAUUUUUUUUUAAAAAAAGAUGAUUUUUUUUUUUUUGAACUUUUCUCCCCUUCCCCGUCAAGUGAACUUUUAAGCUCCAAAACCUCUGGAGGAUUUUGAGACUGUUAGAACGAGAUAGAUUCAUCUUCCUCAGGGGUCAAUGCUUCUCUGAUUUUUAAAACAAACGUGUGCUCCCCUACUUUUUAAACCUGUGAAUGCCUCCCUCCCACCGGAAAAGGAAAAAGUUGAGGAAAAAAAAAACAUACAGUAUAUAUAAAUAUAGAUAUAAUGGAGCACAGUGG
Molecule: messenger RNA, 1038 nt
Organism: Hippocampus comes (tiger tail seahorse)
Lineage: Eukaryota; Metazoa; Chordata; Actinopteri; Syngnathiformes; Syngnathidae
Product: activin receptor type-2B-like
Exons: 3
Biological process (GO): activin receptor signaling pathway; cellular response to growth factor stimulus; protein phosphorylation
Cellular component (GO): plasma membrane; activin receptor complex
Molecular function (GO): activin binding; ATP binding; activin receptor activity
Source: RefSeq, a predicted model, not a curated record